AUGACAAGUACAACGUACACGUUCUCUAACCCCGGACUAUCCUCACCGGGUGACGACAUUCAGUAUCCGCCAGGCUUCGGGCUCAAGGACGUCGUAGCUUGGGGGAUCACCGGUCUCGUCGUCCUUGACGCGGCCACCAAAACCGUCAUCACGACACCCUUCGACCCCAAGUCCCGCGGUCUCAUCGAGAAGGAACGACAGAUCUACGAAAGGCUCACCAAAUUAGCCAAACACGAGGGGAUUCUGCCAUGCCAGAGCUUGACGGGGGCAGGAUUCGUCUCGAAUACGCCCCGAAUCAUGACGUGCAGUCCUUUAUCCGACGGCAGCACGUCGAUCCUGGUCGCCGUCUCCGCUGGAUGGCUCAGCUCACCGAUGCUCUCGCUUUCAUACACGACGCCGGCAUCAUCCACGGGGGAUGUCACGACUGCGAACGUGUUCUUGGACGAUAAGCUGAACGUUAAGCUUGCCGAUUUUGCGGGGUCAUCCAUUGAUUCGUUGCCGCUCCUCGUCUCGGUCACCGUCGCCUCCCUGGGCAGCUUGGGGCGUAUUGUCAAGACAUGCUGGGAUGGAGGCUACGAUGACAGUAAGGCUUUGGCGAAAGAUCUCGGUUUCAUGGGCUUUGGUAAUCCCUAG
Messenger RNA from Sodiomyces alkalinus F11, 633 nucleotides. RefSeq lists its product as hypothetical. The record is from RefSeq and is a predicted model, not a curated record. NCBI's taxonomy places the organism in Eukaryota, Fungi, Ascomycota, Sordariomycetes, Glomerellales, Plectosphaerellaceae. The transcript is spliced from 2 exons. The coding region runs from base 1 to 633 and encodes 210 amino acids.